CCACUCUUCUCCUCUCGUGAAUUCUGAAUGUCCCCGAUGUGCUCCUCCAAACCUCCAGGCUCGCCGAUUUCAAACUCAGCCAACACCGACACCGAGUCGUGAAGCGGACUGCUCGAGCUCCAUUCGUCCGCCCGCCCAAUCACCAAUUACCCACCGCCAUCGCAACCGCUCUGUCCACCACCUUGCUGCUGCUCGAGCCGCCUGCCAUCGAUCGUACGCCUGUUCAAUCGCCAACUCGCCGGUUUGCUUCCAGACCUGCACUUCUCUUUUUCUCUCUGCCAACCAAACGCCCACCGCCUCUGCCGAAGCUCUCUCGAGGCACCCACUACCGAAAACCCCUCUUGCCGUCCCAAAGCUUGGUGCGGGGUGUCGUCAUAACCGGUUCUUUGCUCUAGGCGACAGAUACGUGCUUCCUAUCUGGAGUCCGCGCGCACGCACGCCAUAGGAUAGCAUUCGCCAACUCCCAACAUGGCUGUCCCCAUGAACUUCGUUACCUUUAAUCAGGAUCACUCCUGUCUCGCCGUCGGCACUCACAACGGCUACAGAAUAUACAACUGCGAUCCGUUCGGCAAGGUCUACGAGAACAAGGAGGGGGAUGUGUCCAUCAUCGAGAUGCUCUUCAGCACCUCAUUGGUGGCUCUCAUAUUCUCGCCGCGGCGAUUGGUGAUAACAAAUACGAAGCGUCAGACGACAAUCUGCGAGCUCACGUUUCCGACUUCGAUACUGGCGGUCAAGCUCAACCGGAAGCGGUUGAUAGUGGUGUUGGAGGAGCAGAUCUAUGUCUACGACAUCAGCAACAUGAAGCUGUUGCACACGAUCGAGACGUCGCCAAAUCCCAAUGCUAUCUGCGCGCUAUCCCCGUCCUCCGAUCGAUGCUACAUCGCGUACCCGCGUCCGAGCUCGUCGAACCCGUCGCCGUUUUCGCCGCCGUCGCACGCGCCACCCGCCGCCGGGCAACCCGCGCCGUUGACCGGAGACGUCCUGCUGUUCGAUGCCAUUCAGCUCGAAGCUGUAAACGUGGUUGAGGCUCACAAGUCACCCCUCUCCCACGUGGCCCUCAACAACGAGGGCACGCUUCUCGCCACGGCUUCCGACAAGGGCACCAUCAUCCGCGUCUUUUCCGUGCCCGGCGCGCAGAAGCUCUACCAGUUCCGAAGGGGCACAUACCCAUCCCGCAUCUUCUCCAUGUCGUUCAACCUAGUGUCAUCUCUGCUGUGCAUAUCCUCGGCGACCGAAACAGUCCACAUCUUCCGUCUGGGUGGCGGCGCGCCCCAGAUCGUCGACUCGCACAACUCUGGCAACGGUGGCGGCGGUGACGCCAGCGGCGGCUACUCGCCAACCGACUCCAUGUCCUCGUCACCCUCGAAUCACGGCGGCCCCGCAGCAGCCGGCUUCGAGCAAUACGAAGAGAACGCGCGACGUCGAAACGGCGCAGGAACCUUCGGCUCGAUCAUCCGCCGCUCGUCGCAAAGCAUUGGGCGCACGCUCGCCGGCGCCGCUGGCGGAUACCUCCCCAACGCCGUCACGGAGAUGUGGGAGCCCGCUAGGGACUUUGCGUUCGUCAAGCUCAAGAAACCGGGCGUCAAGAGUGUGGUCGCGCUCAGUAGCACGAGCCCGCAGAUCAUGGUGGUUACCAGCGACGGUGACUUUUACGUCUAUAAUGUUGACAUGGAGCGCGGCGGUGAGUGCGUGCUCACCAAACAGUACUCGCUUUUGGACUCUAGUGAGAGGAUGGGUCAGAGCUUGAUGUACGAAUAAUCGAGACGUGCUGUGGGUGUGGCAGGUGUGUGGAUUGUGGCGGUGGUAGUGAUGGCGGUGAUGGCGGUGAUGGCGAUGGCGAUAUCGGCCGUGCUGGGGCUAGCUUUUUCUUUGACACUGAUUCUAUCUGAAUUGCAAUUGGCGUUGGUGUUGACUUUUUUAUUUGAUCUAUUAUUAUUUUCCUUGCUUUUUACUAUGGAAUUUGAUUAUGCAGACGUCAACAUAUGUUUUGCGUCAAUGUGCUUCGAGUGAUCACUUCGCGGAACGGUGUAAUGGCAUGGAG
Molecule: messenger RNA, 2041 nt
Organism: Tricharina praecox
Lineage: Eukaryota; Fungi; Ascomycota; Pezizomycetes; Pezizales; Pyronemataceae
Product: WD40-repeat-containing domain protein
Exons: 3
Coding region: 469-1758 (429 amino acids)
Biological process (GO): protein lipidation; autophagy of mitochondrion; nucleophagy
Cellular component (GO): phagophore assembly site membrane; fungal-type vacuole membrane; cytosol
Molecular function (GO): protein binding; phosphatidylinositol-3,5-bisphosphate binding; phosphatidylinositol-3-phosphate binding
Source: RefSeq, a predicted model, not a curated record